Rattus norvegicus (Norway rat) is the source of this 1182-nucleotide messenger RNA. RefSeq names its product aldo-keto reductase family 1, member C1 (gene Akr1c1). Bases 10 to 981 code for a protein of 323 amino acids. Lineage: Eukaryota; Metazoa; Chordata; Mammalia; Rodentia; Muridae. The record is from RefSeq and is marked provisional. Gene Ontology annotation, molecular function: oxidoreductase activity. The transcript has 9 exons.
CGAGAAGCCAUGAAUUCUAAGCAGCAGACAGUGCGACUAAGUGAUGGUCACUUCAUCCCUGUACUGGGGUUUGGUACCUAUGCACCUCGAGAGGUACCUAAGAGUAAGGCUCUAGAAGCCACCAAAAUAGCUAUAGAUGCUGGUUUCCGCCAUAUCGAUUCUGCUGCUGUGUAUCAGAAUGAAAAGGAAGUAGGACUAGCCAUCCGAAGCAAGAUUGCAGACGGUACUGUGAAGAGAGAGGACAUAUUUUACACAUCAAAGGUUUGGUGUACUUUUAAUCAUCCAGAACGGGUGCAGGUCUGCUUGGAACAGUCACUGAAGCAGCUCCAGUUGGAGUACGUGGAUCUGUACCUCAUCCAUUUCCCAAUGGCCCUGAAGCCGGAAGAGGAUCUUAAGGCAAAAGAUGAGAAUGAAAAAUUAUUAUUUGAUGUAGUGGAUAUCUGUGACACCUGGAAAGCCAUGGAGAAGUGCAAGGAUGCAGGAUUGGCCAAGUCCAUUGGGGUGUCCAACUUUAACCGCAGGCAGCUGGAGAAGAUCCUGAAUAAGCCGGGGCUCAAGCACAGGCCUGUGUGCAACCAGGUAGAAUGUCAUCCUUAUCUUAACCAGAGAAAACUUCUGGAUUUCUGCAAGUCUAAAGACAUUGUUCUGGUUGCUUAUAGUGCUCUGGGAAGCCACCGUGAAACAAGAUGUGUGGACAAGAGCCUUCCUGUUCUUUUGGCUGAUCCAGUUCUUUGUGCCAUAGCCAAGAAGUACAACUGGACUCCAGCCCUGAUUGCCCUUCGUUAUCAGCUGGAGCGUGGGGUUGUGGUCCUGGCUAAGAGUUUCACUGAGAAGAGGAUAAAAGAGAAUAUGCAGGUUUUUGAAUUUCAGUUGACUUCAGAAGACAUGAAAGUCCUUGAUGGCCUAAAUAAAAAUAUCCGUUACAUGAGUGGUUCUAGAUUCCAGGGCCACCCUGAUUUUCCAUUUUUGGAUGAAUAUUAACAUGGAGGUCUGUGUUAUGCUUUAUGCCAGAAGUCACUGCAUGAAAAGAGUAUAGAGGAUGGGUCCUCUCAAAAAGUGAUGAUUACAUAUCACUCUAAUCCAUGCUUAUGAGCAAUUCUGCUUCUACUGAAUCUACAAGCAAGGAAGCAAAAACUGUUUAUUUCUCCUUUCUGAAAAAUAAAAGAAUCAUUUUCUUUAGCA